AUGGCACAGCACAAACCUCCCUUCACCCUCGAAACCGCUCACCAGAAAGUCAAAGCCGCCCAAGCCCUCUGGAACACCAGGGACCCCUCCAAAGUGGCCCGAGCCUACACCCCCACGUCCAUCUGGCGCAACCGCAGCACCUUCCUGCGCGGGCACGCCGCGAUUGAGGAUUUCUUGACGAAGAAAUGGGAGAAGGAGAAGGAGUAUAGACUGCGCAAGGAACUCUUUGCUCAGCAGGACAACAGGAUAGGUGUACAGUUUUGGUACGAAUACAGGGAUGCGCACGAUUCCAUGGUCUGGAAACGCUGUUAUGGCAUUGAGCACUGGACUUUUGCUGCCGAUGGGAAGAUGGAGAAGAGGAUGAUGAGUGGAAACGAUGUGGUGAUUGGAGAGGAAGAGAGAUGGUUCAGGGACGGGGUGGAUGUUGACAGCGUUGCCCUGGGAGAGGCGGACUUCUAA
Messenger RNA from Letharia lupina, 459 nucleotides. RefSeq lists its product as uncharacterized. The record is from RefSeq and is a predicted model, not a curated record. Lineage: Eukaryota; Fungi; Ascomycota; Lecanoromycetes; Lecanorales; Parmeliaceae. Bases 1 to 459 code for a protein of 152 amino acids. The transcript has 2 exons.